AUAUUGGGUUUGUGUUUGGUUUGGCCAUAAUAUUCGUACGCUACUCCAAGUCUACAAGACAACAACAGCUUGACCAAUUUCUAGUGGAGUGUAAAAAUGGGGGGAAUAAUAAGGCCGCAGAUCGUAUUGUUUGGGGACUCAAUCACUGAGCAAUCUUUCAGACCCAGUGGUUGGGGUUCUGCUCUUGCUGACAAUUACUCACGCAAGGCUGAUAUACUCAAUCGAGGCUAUGGUGGGUAUAACACAAGAUGGGCAUUGUUUCUCUUGCAUCAUCUUUUUCCUCUGGGUUUGGCGGAUCCUCCUGUGGCUGUUACCAUUUUCUUUGGAGCUAAUGAUGCAGCAUUGCCUGAGAGGAAUAGUGAACGACAACAUGUUCCUACAGAGGAGUACAAAGAGAACCUCAAAAAGAUGGUUCUGCACUUGAAGAAAUGCUCCCCCACCAUGUUAGUGGUGCUUAUAACUCCCCCACCCGUUGAUGUGGAAGGCCGCAUGGAAUAUGCACGGUCAAUAUACGGUGACAAGGCAAUGAAGCUCCCAGAAAGAACAAAUGAAGUUGCAGGAAUUUAUGCAAAUGAGUGUGUUUCAUUAGCCAGCGAACUGGGUAUUCCCUCCAUCAAUUUAUGGUCCAAGAUGCAGGAAACUGAGGGCUGGCAAAGAAAAUUCUUGAGUGAUGGAUUGCACCUGACAUCUGAAGGCAAUGCAGUAGUGCACAAAGAGGUGGUUCAAGUCUUUAUCCAGGGAGGUCUCUCGGCUCCGGAUAUGCCGUUCGAUUUUCCUCACCACUCGCAGAUUGAUCCGAAGAACCCUGAGAAAGCUUUCACCCUUCAAUGUUCAUAAUUGUAUUUUUUCAUUUUCAUAAACUGUGAAUCAAAAUGUUUAUUUUUUCUUUCUUGAAUGUUUUGGGUGUAUUCAACCCUUAAAAAAGACAGCCUUGUGUAACUUACCAUAAACUUUGCAUACAUCAUGUUUAUGGGUAAUUUUUUGUACUUCAAAUUGUUGCUAAACAUACUUGGAGCUUUCUUUGAACA
Messenger RNA from Beta vulgaris subsp. vulgaris (sugar beet), 1028 nucleotides. Its product is annotated as GDSL esterase/lipase At5g62930. The coding region runs from base 97 to 837 and encodes 246 amino acids. Lineage: Eukaryota; Viridiplantae; Streptophyta; Magnoliopsida; Caryophyllales; Amaranthaceae. Gene Ontology annotation, molecular function: hydrolase activity, acting on ester bonds. The transcript has 6 exons. The record is from RefSeq and is a predicted model, not a curated record.